Molecule: messenger RNA, 1519 nt
Organism: Gordionus sp. m RMFG-2023
Lineage: Eukaryota; Metazoa; Nematomorpha; Gordioida; Chordodea; Parachordodidae
Product: serpin B6-like
Exons: 5
Coding region: 115-1314 (399 amino acids)
Molecular function (GO): serine-type endopeptidase inhibitor activity
Source: RefSeq, a predicted model, not a curated record
AUUAAUAUCCUUGUAAUAAUUAAUUGCAAAAAAAAAAGUAUAAAUAUUCGUUUAAAAAUUCGUAAAUUUUUUUAUUUUCUUCAUAUUUUUACAAAAAAAAAUUAAAUAAAAAAAAUGAUGUACAAAUCUUUAGCCCUAUUCUUUAUGUUCGUUAGUUACGUAGCGGGUGACGACCAUGUGCAUCCCAAGGAUCCUACGUUAGAGGAAGUCGUAAAGGCGAAUUGGAAAAUUGGGCUUGAUAUGUACAAACAAAUAUCGAAAGAGAGUCCCCAGAAGAGCAUAUUCUUCUCGCCUUAUUCUAUGACCUCGGUUCUGCUGAGUCUGCAUUUGGGAGCCAAGGGUUCAACAGCCAGCGUUAUAGAAUCUGAACUGGGUUUGACCACUAUAACGGAUGCUCAUUCCGUUGCCCAAGCCAAGCUCUACCAAAUGGUCCUAGAACACAAGGGUCAGUACGAUCUGGUGGUAGCUAAACGAUAUUACGCCGAUAACUCGAUAGAUCUACUGAAGCCUUAUACCGAUAAGGUGGAAAAAUUUUUCCAAGUCAAGAUAGAGAAAUUAGAUUUUUCUAACACGGCCACGUCUGCCGCUACGAUCAACAAAUUCGUGAGCGAAGUGACGAAAGGCAAAAUCCCUAAUCUCGUUCCAGCUGGCCUACUCAAGUCCACCACCAAAUUCCUGGCAGCGAGCGCCAUUACUUUUAAAGGUAAAUGGAAUAACAAAUUCGAUUCCGUUACCCAAGGCCAAUUCAAAACUUUGACCGGAGCGGCCAAGCCUCAAACAUACAUGGAGAAAACGGGAGUUUUCAAAAUAGGUCACGACGCUAGUUUGGCCGCAAAAAUACUGGAACUGCCUUAUCUAACUGACCAUCACUCGGCUUACAUAGUCCUGCCCGAUUCUCCGACGGGUCUAACCGCCUUCGAAGAAACCCACCUAGAAAAUACGGUAGCCUUGAAAACUUUGCUCGCUUCCCUGAAACCUACGAACGCUAAAAUCUCUAUCCCCAAGUUCCACACCACUUCUCAUUACGAACUCAGUUCCGAGUUUAAAACCGGCGGACUUGGUGACCUCUUCACGCCAGGCACAGCUGAUUUUUCGGGUAUAGAUGCUACUGCCGUAGCCGAUAAAUUGGCCCUAGAUUACUACAUCCAGGAGGCAAGGCUAACGUUCGACGAAAAUGGAGGUAAUACUCCAUCGAAAGAUACCCCAAUCAAUCUCGGAGCAUCGGAAACUUUCAAAGCAGACCAUUCAUUCUUAUACGCCAUUAUCUGUAAAAAGACCAACGCCCCGUUCUUUAUUGGUAGAUUCAAUGGAUAAGCCAAGCAAACGAUGUUAUAUAUAUACAAUCUUGUAAAAUAUUUUUUACAAGAUAAUAUUUUAUAAUAUUUGUAAAAAAUUUUAUAUAUUUCAUAAAAAACAAACAAUCUAGUUUUUAGAUAGCUAACCAAUAAUAUUUUUUUAAAAAAAACUGCUUUUACAACUUGUUUCAUAGAAAGACCAAAUAAUAAUAAAAAUAUUAUAU